CUUAUAUAGUCUCGUGGCAAACGGUAUCCAAAUAAAGUUCCCGGAUGUUCCCGCCAUGUGCCGAAUUUCAAAAUGGCGGAUACAGUAGUGAAAUUCGUGUCACAGAAAGUCAGCAAAAUUAGGUGGCGACCAGUAUCUCACCAAGGAUUACAAUCGUCUGACGUGUUUGUUGCCGGUAGCUGGGAUGACGAGCAAAACAAGAUAUCAAUGUGGAAAUGUCCAGAUAUAAAAAGCCAUAGCAAUGAAGAGAACUUGUCAGCUGAACAGUUUGAACCGCAAUUACUCUGCGAAACGCUACAUUUAGGGGAUGUCACUGAUUUAAAGUAUAUUGACAGUGAACGCCUAAUAGCAUCAUCUUCAACGGGAACAGUAACAGUUUAUAGAUACCAUGAAAGUGCAAAGACACUAUCAGUACAUCAUAAUUGGGAAGCCGUGCAUCGUCAUCCGAGUAGAAAAACGUGCGCAUGUACAUGUAUGACGUUGAAUACGCCCGAUAUAGUCACAGUAGGUGAAGACGGCAGAAUACAAGUACUUAGAAUAGAACAAAGAUAUCCAAUUAGAACAAUAAGUGAGUAUGACUACCUUAUCAAUGUUUUGUCGUACAAUCGUAUGCACUAGACACCAAAACAUUACAUUGAAGUGCUUCAUCAAUAAAGGGUGUUAAAAUGAAAAAUCUAUAGGAAUACU
Messenger RNA from Saccoglossus kowalevskii, 687 nucleotides. RefSeq names its product nucleoporin Nup43-like. Gene Ontology annotation, molecular function: protein binding. The record is from RefSeq and is a predicted model, not a curated record. NCBI's taxonomy places the organism in Eukaryota, Metazoa, Hemichordata, Enteropneusta, Harrimaniidae. Gene Ontology annotation, cellular component: nuclear pore outer ring.